GGUUGCCUCUAUUUCCCAGCGGGCACUGCGGGAUGGGCGGAAGCUUGUGGUUCUGGUGCCGGUGGUGACGUGUGGCUAAUAGGUCCUGUAUCCGUGGCAGCGGCCAGUUGCGGUUACAGGAGAGAACUUCCCACGGACAGUCAUCUGGGCCGCAGCGCGCCGCUGAGGCGGGUUGGCAGCCUACUGUUUCCACAUUGAUUCAUUCCGCAAACAUUAACGGAGUGCCGCUUACCUGCAGGCAACCUGCUUAGAUGCUAGGCUCACGGUGAAGAGUCUGCUACACUGUGCUGCUCCAGGGCAGGCACCAUGUUGCAUUCAUCUUUACACCCAGCAUCUAGCAGUGUUGGCAUGUAGUAGGCACUCAAGCAAUGUGUGUUGAGUGAACGAUGCCUGUGACAAGCAACUGGACUUUACUCUUUCCUGCCCCUUGCUCCUAUGACAUACCUCCUGACUGCUACUGUCACCCCUUCAAAGCAGAACUUCUCUAGGGAGCCUGGAAGGGAAAAGCUAUGGCCAAGGAUAUCUUGGGGGAAGCAGGACUGCACUUUGAUGAGCUGAACAAGCUUCGGGUGUUGGACCCAGAAGUUACCCAGCAGACCAUAGAGCUCAAGGAAGAGUGUAAGGAUUUUGUGGACAAAAUUGGCCAGUUUCAGAAAAUAGUUGGUGGUCUGAUUGAGCUUGUGGAUCAGCUCGCAAAAGAAGCGGAGAACGAGAAGAUGAAGGCCAUCGGUGCUCGGAACUUGCUCAAGUCCAUAGCAAAGCAGAGGGAAGCCCAGCAGCAGCAGCUGCAAGCACUGAUAGCAGAAAAGAAAAUGCAACUGGAGAGGUAUCGGGUUGAAUAUGAAGCUUUGUGUAAAGUAGAAGCAGAACAAAAUGAAUUUAUUGACCAAUUUAUUUUUCAGAAAUGAACGGAAAUUUCCAUUAUUUAUAGCAGGAAGGUAAAAAAGCACCCAAACCAACCACCUCUGUACCAUUCCAGUGAUUGACUGAUGACCAAGUGUGUCACGGCAGUGUAUAAGGAGGCAGUGUUGCUGUGGGAUACCUGUGGGGUACCUCUGGGGCAGUGGCAAGGCAGCACAGGGCCUCACCUCUUGCAUUCUCUGCACAAACUAAACAGCCUGUAAACUUUUUCUUUUUUUUGUAAAUUCAAAAAGCUCUCAAUGAAAAGCAAUAAAUACCAUUAGCAAA
This is a messenger RNA of Onychomys torridus (southern grasshopper mouse), 1188 nucleotides long. It is a transcript of the gene Ift20, whose product is annotated as intraflagellar transport 20. Bases 510 to 908 code for a protein of 132 amino acids. The transcript has 7 exons. Gene Ontology annotation, biological process: centrosome localization; protein localization to cilium; intraciliary transport. The record is from RefSeq and is a predicted model, not a curated record. Gene Ontology annotation, cellular component: cilium; intraciliary transport particle B; centrosome. NCBI's taxonomy places the organism in Eukaryota, Metazoa, Chordata, Mammalia, Rodentia, Cricetidae.